Messenger RNA from Magnolia sinica, 1028 nucleotides. RefSeq names its product HMG-Y-related protein A-like. Gene Ontology annotation, molecular function: double-stranded DNA binding; nucleosomal DNA binding. Lineage: Eukaryota; Viridiplantae; Streptophyta; Magnoliopsida; Magnoliales; Magnoliaceae. Gene Ontology annotation, biological process: chromosome condensation; nucleosome assembly; negative regulation of DNA recombination. The transcript is spliced from 2 exons. The record is from RefSeq and is a predicted model, not a curated record. The coding region runs from base 103 to 780 and encodes 225 amino acids. Gene Ontology annotation, cellular component: nucleolus; nucleosome; nucleus.
ACUAGCGAAGCGUGUCAGUAGCUAAUCCGCGACUUUUUUUUUUUACGUUUUAUUUUCUCCAAAUCAGAGACCUCUCUCUCUCUCUCUCUCUCUCUCUCUCUGAUGGCAGGUUCUUUGGUUCAUCUCAGUCGCACGCCAGACCAUCCACCUUAUGCAGAGAUGAUCUCGGCUGCGAUCAGGUCCCUGAGGGAAGAAUGCGGAUCUAGCGAGUCGUCCAUCUCAACAUACAUCAAAUCGAACCACCAAGAUCUGCCUGUGGCCCACUCCAACCUCCUCUCCUACCAUCUCUCCAAACUUAUCCGACUCGGUGAAAUCGCCCAGCCCACCCCCAAUUCCUACUCCGUCCCUACCCACCCAAAUCCCCAAAACCCUAACCCUAACCCUAACCCUAACCCUAACCCUAAUCCCUCCCUCCCACCUCGCCGUGAACGCCCUCCCCCUAAAAACCCUACACCUAGUCCCUCUCAUCAACCUCGUCGUGGUCGCCCUCCCAAGACGGAGACGCUCAACAACGGAGGCAGUGAGCGCAGGAGAGGCGGGAAACCACCCAAGCGGAAGCCCGCUGGGGACGAGAUGGUAGAUUUGUUGCCCGGCGCAGCUGUGAUGAACGGUGGGGAUGUGCCGCUGCGACGGUGUCGUGGGCGGCCUCCCAAGCCUAAAGGGGGCUGUGUGGUGGGCCCCGGUGGAGCGGGGUCGGAAGGGGAGGAGGGUUUGGGGUUGGAGACGGGAUCUACGGUGGUUAAAAUGUCCAGGGUUGGAGGGAGAUGGGUUGUGAAUUGAUGAAAUCGCCUCUCUAGUUGAACGGUUUUGGCUCGGAUAGCAAUUAUGUUAUUAUAGGAUUGCGUUUGGGAGGGGUAUUUUGGACACUUCAAUCACGUUGUUUUCUUUCGUUGAUGUAUAUAGGCUAAAACAGAAUCAGGACUUUGAUGGGGACAUUUUCUCACCUUUAUCAAGUCACUAUUUGAAUACAUGGAAUCCACGGUUUUUUGUUUUUAAAUAUGAAAAAUGUGAUGAUUAUUUAUUGUUAA